AUGCCCAUCUGCAUCGAAUGCUCCUAUCCCGUCUCCCACCUCUACACCUCCUACAGCAAGGCCGACGAUCACUCCCUCGGCAAGGGCGUCCGCUUGACCCAAUGCCCGCGCUGCAAACGCUUCGCCGACAAAUACGUCGAGCAUGACUAUGUCGUCCUCUUCAUUGAUCUGGUGUUGAUCAAGCCACAGGUCUACCGGCAUCUGCUCUUCAAUCGUCUGGGAAGAGAUGACAACAAAUUCGAUCGCUCUAUCAUCCGUCUUGGUGUUCUGCUAUUGCUGUUUGACGUGUACUUGACUUGGGCGCGCAUCGAGAAAUCCUCCUCCCUAUCCUCCACUCCCCUUUCGACGGCCCCCAUCGUCGUGCAAUACCUCUUCUUUCUGACGCUCAAUGGACUGGCAACGUUGGCGCACCAUCUGACGGUGCGCUUGCUGGCCUCCAUCCUGGUCCCCCGACCGGCCCAGUCUCCUGCGACGGGAGAUGCAUCCACUGAAACCGGUCCGUCCACCCCUUCGACGCCUGUGGCAUCGACCUCGAAUCACAAUACCGCAACACCGUCGGUUGCGACAAACUCGACUUCCAGCGAUAUCCAGCAGCGACAACCUCCUCCGGUUCCUGGAAACAACAACACUCCUUCCCCGUCCUGCCCCCCCAGCAACACCCCUCCUUUGGGCCCGGGUCAGGGACCUCUGCGCCGGGCAUCGACUGCUCCGACUCAAGUUCAACCGCUUCCGCCUCCGUCGCCUGCUAGUCCCAAUGCGAUCAGCACCGCUCUCUUCGUCAGCAGCUGCCCCAAACUCUUUCCAAUUCUUCUGGUGAUAUGGGGUUCCAAGGAGAGUGAAGUCCCAGAGGGAGGCAGUUCGAUGGCCGACAGCCCUGCGGCUACGAUGUUGCACAAAACCAUGACUGCUACUGCCGUUUCUUCGCUGUCGACAUCUCCCACAUCCGCUGUGUCGUCGUUGCCAACUGCUCUCGCGACCGCCGCAAGCAGUGCAGCGACCGCUACAGCAACCGCAUCAUCCGUCCCGACUUUCUCACUCAGUCAACUUUUCUCUUUUGCCUCCGCCAGCUUUAACGUUGACUCUAUACCCUCAUUCCUAUCUCUUGGCGCGGCCAACACCAAUCUGGUGCUGUUGAACAAUAUCGAGGCGUUGUAUAUCCUCCUCGACUGUGGCUAUCUGCGCGCUGUUGCGCUGGCCGUUGCGGGCCAGGCAGCGCGAUGGGGGGUAGAGAAGCUGAUCCUGGGAUUAAAUCUCCCGUCUGGCUUGUUUGAUUCUCAUUUACCCAGGUCUUUCUUCGUGUAUGACCAAAGCCUACUUCUGGCCAUGGCAUCAGUUCCCGAUACUGCGCCUGGUGGAAUUACUCUCCCAGGAGGCAUACAGUUGCAACAAUCCGCGCAAGUCUGCUUCAAUGCUGAGAAAUAUUUGGUCAACAGUGAUCGCUGCAGACAUGCGGCAAGUGUGCUGCAGCAAAUGUGGAUUGCCUUGUCUCGGUUCGACUGCAACGGAGAACAAAACCUCGAGGGUAAGAGAGGCUGUAGUCAAGCCAGCGAGGGUACAGCAGCUUACUGCGGCUGCAGCUACGUCGAGCCAACUCAGGAAAUCAUUGCAGCUCUCAGUCAAAAAGUGGAAAGUCUACAAGAAGAGCUACGAGCUUCUCAGGAACGCGAGGAACAGCUGCGAACAGAGUUGCGAAAUGCCAGAGAGGCAGAGCAUUCGCAGCACGUACGAGUGCCGGCAACUGUGCAGGUUCCAUGUCCACCGUACGCAGAUCCAGAUCCCGGGGGAAAGUCCACGCAUACCUUGCCACAAAACCUCGUUCGCACAAGUCAAGAGUCUCUGGGCCCGCUUCUGGGACAUGUAGGGCGUCUCGUCCAGGACGCAUGCGGUGUUGGUCGCUUUGCUGGUGCUCCAACUGGCGCUCAUUUCGUCCUCUCUGUCCAGGAACAGUUCCAGGAGACCUUUUCCUCAAACAUGGAUUUUCCAGAGUGGAUGUUCCGGCUGCAUCUAUUACCGCCGUUCGAUGCGUGUAGAGUGGGUUUGAGGUCGUCAAAGUGUAUUCAAGUCCCUGCUGUUCAGAACUUUUGGCCUGCGGCUGGUUCGGACCAGAUCGACGGCUCUUUUAUUUUGGCCAAUCCUCGGGACCAUUAUCAUGCGCAAGCAGAGGCAUACUUUCAAACCUGGGGUCGAUUCUAUCCGAUCCUGUCCGUCAACCAGUUUUACGACAGCUUAAACCGCAUCCUGAGUUUGGUGCAGGAUGGAAAGCCCCUGUGCGAUGCUGACAUACCCUUUCUUUUUCAGCUGUAUGCAGUCAUCACUCUAAAUGUGAUUACAAAUGAGAAAAUGAGAAGCUCGCGUGCGCGCAGAGGCGAUAUGCCCAGUCCAAAUGCCGGUGUCCAGUACCAAGAACUUCUAUGUCAUCUCUCGUCCAUGGUUUCUGCACGGGGAGAUCUGACGUGUCUCCAAGGCCUUGUUCUUUACCUUCUAUGUCUUCAGCUGAUAUCGCACCACUCGUUAGCCGUUCAGACAAAUGGGAUGGUUGUGAAGCUCGCGCAGUCGCUGGGAUUGCAUCGCCAUUCGAGACGGUUUAAGCAUUCUCCCAGUGAAUCCGACCUGCGGAGGAGAAUAUGGUGGUGUGUUUUCAUAUUGGACGUAUACACCAGCAUGUACCAUGGGCUUCCAAGGUCUAUCAAAAGUGCCGACGUUGACGUUGAUCUCACUAUGGAUGUCGAUUUCCAUGAUAUCUCUAUCCAGCAUCUUCCAUCCCCUCUUACGGGCGAGAUGACCAAUUCCGGCUGGUUCCUUCACCACAUCCAAAUCGCUCAGAUUCUGUCCCGUUGCCUCGAUCAGCUAUAUACAACGACUCAGAGGAGAGGCGGCGUCGAAAAGAUCGCCCAGCUGGAGUCUGAACUCCAACUGUGGAAGAGGAAUCUGCCGCCUGAGUCUCUCAACGUGCUCGACGACCACGCUCCACUGUACACCGUGUUCAAGGACGACCCCCUUGAUGCAAGUGGCCUGCAACCUGGACAGAGUUUCAUUUCCGCCUGGCUGCUUCUGCUAGGGGAACUGACGACCCUCCUGAUUCACCGCUGCGCUCUGACCUUUGAUCGUACGGAACCGCAGUUUAUGACCAGUCUGCGAUCGUCCACCGUCGCAGCGACAAGGAUCCUUCGCAUUCUUCAUCGCGCGAGGGAGAUCCCUCUCAUAUUCUGGCUGUGGCCUUUGGGCCUGCAUGUCAUUGCGCAGAGCGCGCUCCUCGUGUUGUACGCGUGCUGGCUGGACAUUCGCCCACCGAGCAUCGGAUCCGAGCUAAUGGCUCCUCCUGCACCACGCACAGAACUGACUCGUAUUUCAGGUCUCGAUCCCAGGACCACGGCUCUCGAGACCUUGAUUCGCACCACCUGUGACAUCUUGGCACUCCACUCCGCGACUGAGCUGAGCAGAAACCGACCGGAGCAGGAAGGCCUGGCGAGGGAUAACUAUUCUGCACAAACAGCAGAAUUUCUUCAAUAUCUCUUACGCAGGACGCUUGAAAUGAAGGGAACUUAUUCAUAG
Messenger RNA from Rasamsonia emersonii CBS 393.64, 3552 nucleotides. RefSeq lists its product as uncharacterized. Gene Ontology annotation, cellular component: Golgi apparatus; cortical endoplasmic reticulum. The transcript has 7 exons. The coding region runs from base 1 to 3552 and encodes 1183 amino acids. The record is from RefSeq and is a predicted model, not a curated record. Gene Ontology annotation, biological process: DNA-templated transcription; intracellular sterol transport; sphingolipid metabolic process. Lineage: Eukaryota; Fungi; Ascomycota; Eurotiomycetes; Eurotiales; Trichocomaceae. Gene Ontology annotation, molecular function: DNA binding; zinc ion binding.